Messenger RNA from Budorcas taxicolor (takin), 3223 nucleotides. It is a transcript of the gene EIF2B1, whose product is annotated as eukaryotic translation initiation factor 2B subunit alpha. Gene Ontology annotation, cellular component: eukaryotic translation initiation factor 2B complex. The record is from RefSeq and is a predicted model, not a curated record. Bases 116 to 1033 code for a protein of 305 amino acids. Gene Ontology annotation, biological process: translational initiation. Gene Ontology annotation, molecular function: guanyl-nucleotide exchange factor activity; translation initiation factor activity. Lineage: Eukaryota; Metazoa; Chordata; Mammalia; Artiodactyla; Bovidae. The transcript has 9 exons.
AGAGCGUGGCUGCGCGCUGUCAGUCAGUGUGGUGUAGAGUCCGCGCGGCGGCGGGACCAGUUCAGGCGUCUCGUGCGGCUCUGGGCCUCUCAGGCUCCGCGGUCCAGAGUGCACCAUGGACAACAAGGAGUUAAUCGAAUACUUUAAGUCUCAGAUAAAAGAAGAUCCUGACAUGGCCUCAGCAGUAGCUGCCAUCCGGACUUUACUGGAGUACUUGAGAAGAGAUACAGGAGAGACAAUCCAGGGCCUGAGGGCGAAUCUCACCAGUGCCAUAGAAACCUUGUGUGGCGUGGACUCUUCCGUGGCCGUGUCGUCGGGCGGGGAGCUCUUCCUGCGUUUCAUCAGCCUUACCUCCCUAGAAUACUCUGAUUACUCCAAAUGUAAAAAGAUCAUGAUUGAGCGGGGAGAGAUUUUCCUCAGGAGAAUAUCACUGUCAAGAAAUAAAAUUGCAGAUCUGUGCCAUACUUUCAUCAAAGAUGGGGCGAGAAUAUUAACGCACGCCUACUCCAGAGUGGUCCUGAGAGUCUUGGAAGCUGCCGUGGCAGCCAAGAAGCGUUUCAGUGUGUACAUUACAGAGUCACAGCCUGAUUUAUCAGGGCAAAAGAUGGCCAAAGCCCUCUGCCACCUCAACGUCCCUGUCACUGUGGUCCUUGACGCUGCAGUUGGCUACAUCAUGGAGAAAGUGGAUCUUGUCAUAGUUGGUGCUGAAGGAGUUGUUGAAAACGGGGGAAUCAUUAACAAGAUUGGAACUAACCAGAUGGCCGUGUGCGCCAAAGCACAGAACAAGCCAUUUUAUGUUGUUGCGGAAAGUUUCAAGUUUGUACGACUCUUCCCACUAAACCAGCAAGAUGUCCCAGAUAAGUUUAAGUACAAGGCGGAUACUCUGAAGUCUGUACAGACUGGACAGGACCUCAGAGAGGAGCACCCGUGGGUCGACUACACCUCCCCUUCCUUAAUCACGCUGCUGUUUACAGACCUGGGGGUGCUGACGCCCUCGGCCGUCAGUGACGAACUCAUCAAGCUCUACCUGUAAACACCGGGUCCUUUCCUGCUGGUGGAUGUCGGAUAUGGGGAGUAGUCUCUUGGCCCCUCAGUGAGCCAGGCCAAAACUGAAUUGUUUUUUCUGAAGUUUUAUGGACUAAGGACUUAAAAUCCUAACUCUUGGGAAAUUUUUUAUUCACUUCAGUCCCAUCUAAAAUGCAUUCAUGGUUCCUCUAAAGCCCAACCUAAAUUGUGCUCUUACGGUUACCAUAUAUUUCCAGACACUUUCAUUCAUGUCCAGUUUCCAGGAAUAUAAGAUUAUUGGCUGUUUGACUGAUGGAUGAAGAUGUGCCCACUCUCCCUCCCUUCACCUUCCCCACAUUCUAGACUGAUUUGCCAAAAGCAUCCAUGAAAGAUAAGCAGGCCCAAGAGGGCAGCGGUCCAGACUACAGCCAGGUGCCCCUCCAGUAACCAGAAGCUGCCCAGGACCAGGCUCCACGCAGUGCUGGAUGAAAAAGGCAGGCAACACUCAGGCUCCCAGCGGUGAAUACAAGCUGAGGGCUGUCAUCUCCACAAAAGAAUCAAGGCAAAGAGAGUGGAUACUAUUGCAAGAACCCAAGAACAGGUAUUAGUGGCCUCUUUGGCCGGAGUAUCCUGCACGGCUCAUCAGUUAUGGAGACGCCUUCCAGAAUAUUUGCAAACUUAAAAUUCUAUAUCUGGGAAAAGAUGUGACUUGAAACAUAUUUGGGUCCUGAACAGCUUUUUAAAAUUGUUCUUGGGAACAACCUCAGCAUCUUUUCAAAUAAAUUACAUGAAAGAUUUUGAUAUGGCGUUGCACUGCACUUCAAGCUGACCCCGGCCCAGCCAGAGGGCUCUGACACGAGAUGUACCGUCCAUCUUGGUAAAGACACUAGGCAGCCACCUUCACGUACUUAAGGCACAGUCGAUUAGAACUACAGUUUAUUCAACAGGAGGUAUAAUCAUUUUCUUUCCCAGAAUGACUUGCUGCUGCUUUUUCACAUACUCACCAAUAAAAUGGUACUACGGGCUUUGUGGGUGUUCGGUGCAGUAUAUCAAACAGAGAACUGAGGGUCCAGAGGUAAAGACACCCAGGGAAGGGAGAUCAGGAGCUGGGAAACACUGAGGAACUUUUAAAAGCUCUUAAAUCAAAUCUACUUCAGUAGCUUUAUAUUAAGUAAGUUUUAAUAAGUAUAAAAUAGCCACCAAAAAAUGAGCUCUUUAAGUAACCCAUCAAAAUAAAUAUUGACAUCUAUUAUUUACAGUUAUGUAAAUUUACGUUUUCUUUCUCUUAGACUUCAAGGCUGGUAUGUUUUUAGUGAAAUGCUCAUGAACACGAAACCCCUCACACCUGCCGUUUAUGCAACAGCAGCUCCCCGACAGCUGCUGAAAGUUCUGAUGUUCCACAGAAGGAAGCUCGAGCUGUCUGCCGAGUAGGGGCCGGCUCCCCGCAUUCCCCACUCCUGUGCGUUUGACCUGAGGGGUGGGAAUCAGCAGUCAUCUUCCACAUCUGAGAUCUGCAAAUCUGCUUUGUUCGUUGACCUUUUGCCACUUGUCAACAGCCCCUUCUCAAAUUCCUCUUCAGUAAUUUUGCCUUUCUUUAACUUUUUCAAGAGCCUCGUGUCAUUCAGAAGUUCCUCCAUGUCUUCAUCCUCCAUAUCAGAACCCUGAGUGCACAAGAGACCAACAAGCUACUGAAUUUCUCAGCAAGAGUGUUCUAAGUGAAACCAGCAAAAUUUGGGGGGUUUUUUGGCCACUCUAGGAGGCUUGUGGAAUUCUAGUUCCCCAACCAGAGACUGAACCUGGGCCCCUCAGCAGUGAAAGCGCAGAGUCCUAACCACUGGACCGCCAGAGAAGCCCCAAACCAGCACUUUUUAAUCAGUCGGGAACUACGUGCUCUUAGAUCAGCUUUCACGAACAGCACGUUCCCCAACCCAAGCCACCAAGAGAGAACGAAAAUCUGGGAGUCCUAUGCAGUUCCUACUAAAAGGCACAAUAUACUACACUUCCGUGAGAUUUGUUCAGAAUUCUAAGUAUUUAAUUUUAAAAAUUGCCAUCUUUACCUCCUCCCUUUUCCUUUUUUCAUUCAGUUUUUUCUUCUUUUCCUUUUUGGCCUUCUGCUUUGACCAAGCUUUAUUUUUUAUGAAUUUUCUUCUCCCGUCAUUUUCUGUUUUCUCUUUUCUCUGCUGCUCCAAUAAUUGCUUCUGCCUCUGCUUUUCUCUGA